Molecule: messenger RNA, 7415 nt
Organism: Ictalurus furcatus (blue catfish)
Lineage: Eukaryota; Metazoa; Chordata; Actinopteri; Siluriformes; Ictaluridae
Product: neurexin-1a-like
Exons: 21
Coding region: 1329-5807 (1492 amino acids)
Source: RefSeq, a predicted model, not a curated record
GGUAGAGUUCAUGUGCGUGCCUGUAGAUAAAACAAUGCAGUGUGUGUGUGUGUGUGUGUGUUUGUGUGUGUGUGUUGGGCGACUGAGCUCUCAUCCUAUAUCUAAUGCAGUGUGGUUGAUAUAUUGAUAAAGCUUUGACUCAUCGUGACAUGAACUGAAAUCAAAUUCAUUCUGCAGUUGUAAAAUUACAACCAUGUAUAAAAAAUAAAAAUAAAUAAACAGACAAAAAAAAUUUCACUUCGUUUCCUAAAAAAUGUACAAGCAACAAAAAAGAGAGAAUAAAAAGCCUGUUUAAUCAAAUAAACAAGGUUAAAAAUGAAUGUAGAACCCUUAAAUGCUCUUUGGUUCUCUCUCUUUGGUGCUACUAAGGAGUGGUUCCUUGUGGAACCAUUCCCCUCAAACCAAGUUCCAUGUAGAACCUUUUGUGUGGCAGCCUAGAACUCUUCAAAGAACCCUCGAAGAACCCAUUUUUACGUUUCAAAGCAAAACAAAAAGGGUUCUCUAAGGGUUCCGUACAUAAUUAACGGAUCUUAGAUUCCCAAAAGUGCUCCCCAUGAAUCUUUUUUUUUUUUCUUUCUGGUGUAGAGUUCCACAUAGAACCUUCUAUGUAAGGGUUCCUAUAGAGGGACAAACAAAUGUCCCUCUGAGUGUUUUGAAGUUAAGGUUCUAGAGGGAACCAUUUUUUCCCCCCCUAAGAGUGUAAUAUCAGUCAUUUUUAAUAAACGUCGUGUUAUUGGUGCUGUACGACGAACAAAUCUUUCUUCUUCAUUUUCCUUUUUCUAUUUCCUUCUUUCUUCCUUUAUUUUUUCUUUGUUUCUUCCCUCUGUCCUUCCUUCCUUCCUUCCUUCCCUUUCGUUUCUCUUCAGGCUCAGUACGCAGUGUGAUGGUGUUAUGAAAAAUGAUGACUGUUGUGCUGUACGACUCGACAGCGUGAGCGUCUCACACGUCUCCGUGUGUGUUUAAUCUGACCUGAUAAGCCUGAGCGUAGCGUUUAGCAUGUUGCGCGGUCGUGUAAACGUCCUCCUCGGACUAUGAGGAGCGUGGAUCAUAAAGAAGAAGAGAGAAGAACAGGAGAGCACUGAGAGCACUGCUGAUUCAUUACAGGACUAACCUUGGUGCCUUGUCCAAUGCUGGCUGAAGAAUGUUCUCUUUAGGAGGUUCUAAUCCCUCCCACGGUGUAGGAUUCAUGGCGAGGAUACCAGUUCUGCCCUUCAGCAGCAGAGCCGAGGUCGUUGGGGUUUUUUUGGAAACCAGUCUCCAUUGAGCCGUGGGAUUCGUUCCGAGAACAUAUUUUUUUUAAACGAUUUUUAGGAACCAUCAGCUUCGUCAUGGUCCCGCGAAUGUGUCCCGGCGCUCUGGGUCGUCUGCUCUGGGUCGGACUCUUUGUGUGCACCAUGGUGGACGCCAGCGCCAGCCUGAAGUUCUCCGGUGCCCAGGGGCAGUGGAUGGCAUUCCCCAUGUGGAACGCUUGCUGCGAGAGCGAGAUGAGUUUCAACAUGAAAACCAAGAGCUCCCGCGGACUCCUGGUGUACUUCGACGACGAGGGCUUCUGCGAUUUCCUCGAGCUGCUCAUGAACAACGGCAAGCUCAGUCUCCGCUUCUCGAUCUUCUGCGCUGAGCCGGUCGCCGUGCUCUCGGACGUGCCGGUCAACGACAACCAGUGGCACGCCGUCACGGUAAAGAGGAACUUCCAGAACACCACGCUCGUCGUGGACAACGAGGUCAAGUGGGUGGAGGUGAAGUCCAAGAGACGGGACAUGACCGUGUUCAGUCACCUGUUCUUAGGUGGGAUACCGCCGGAGCUACGGUCCGUGGCGCUGCGGCUGACGUCGAACGCCGUGAAGGACCAAGUUCCCUUCGAAGGCUGGAUAACAGACUUGAAAGUCAACGAGUCGGUUCCUGUUAUUCUGAACAGCGCAGGAGUGGACAGUGACGCAUGCGACGACGAGAACGUUUGCUUCAAUGGAGGAGUUUGCAGCGUCAUCGACAACGAACCCACCUGCAACUGCUCCGAGACGGGAUUUCAGGGAAAAGACUGCACCGAAGAAGACAACCGUGCUGAAGGUCUGGCACACCUGAUGAUGGGAGAUCAAGUGAAAGAAGAGUACGUGGCGACCUUCAAAGGUUCCGAAUACUUCUGCUACGACCUGUCGCAGAACCCGAUACAGAGCAGCAGCGACGAGAUCACGCUCUCCUUCAAAACCCUGCAGAGGAACGGACUGAUGCUGCACACGGGCAAAUCGGCCGACUACGUCAACCUGGCGCUGAAAAACGGGGCGGUUUCGCUUGUCAUUAAUUUGGGGUCCGGGGCCUUUGAAGCCCUGGUGGAGCCGGUCAAUGGAAAGUUUAAUGACAAUGAUUGGCAUGAUGUCAAAGUAACACGGAAUCUCCGUCAGCAUUCAGGCAUUGGACACGCUAUGGUUACGAUAUCCGUGGAUGGAAUUCUUACCACCACAGGAUACACACAGGAGGACUACACCAUGCUGGGCUCGGACGACUUUUUCUAUGUCGGCGGAAGCCCUAGCACGGCCGAUCUGCCCGGAUCUCCUGUUAGCAACAACUUCAUGGGCUGCUUGAAGGAGGUGGUUUACAAAAACAAUGACGUUCGGCUGGAGCUGUCCAAGCUGGCCUUGCAGGGCGACCACAAGAUGAAGGUCCAUGGCGUGGUGGCCUUCAAAUGUGAAAAUGUAGCCACUCUUGAUCCGAUCACUUUCGAAACACCAGAAGCCUUCAUCACGUUACAUAAGUGGAACGCUAAGAAGACCGGCUCCAUAUCCUUCGACUUCCGCACUACCGAACCGAACGGACUUCUUCUCUUCAGCCACGGGAGGUCGAAACAGCAGACCAAAGAGGCAAAGAGCCCUGUCACGCUUAAAGUGGACUUCUUCGCCAUCGAGAUGCUGGACGGUCAUUUGUACCUGCUGCUGGACAUGGGCUCGGGCACCACCAAAACACGAGCGGUCAACAAAAAAGUGAACGAUGGGGAAUGGUACCACGUGGACUUCCAGAGGGAUGGAAGAUCAGGUACGAUAUCGGUGAACACGGUCCGCACGCCCUACCAGGCCCCAGGUGAGAGCGAGAUCCUCGACCUGGACGAUCACCUGUACCUCGGUGGUCUUCCCGAGAACCGAGCAGGUUUGGUGUGUCCCACCGAGGUAUGGACGGCGCUGCUGAAUUAUGGCUUCGUGGGCUGCGUACGCGACCUCUUCGUCGACGGCCAGAGCAAAGAUGUUCGGCGCAUGGCUGAGCUCCAGAAGGCAGUGGGGGUGAAGCCGUCCUGCUCCAAGGAAGCACCCAAGCAGUGCCUGAGCAACCCGUGUCAGAACAACGGCAUCUGCAGAGAGGGAUGGAAUCGAUAUGUAUGCGACUGCGCCGCUACCGGGUUUCUGGGACGUUCUUGCGAGAGAGACGCAACCAUCCUAAGCUACGAUGGCAGUAAGUUCAUGAAGAUCCAGCUCCCGGUGGCUAUGCACACCGAGGCCGAGGACGUCACGCUCCGGUUCCGGUCGCAAAGGGCUUACGGGAUCCUGAUGGCCACCACGUCUCGAGACUCUGCCGACACGCUACGACUAGAGCUGGAGACCGGAAGAGUCCGCCUGACUAUUAACCUAGACUGUUUCAGGAUUAACUGUACCUCCAGUAAAGGGCCCGAGACGCUCUUCACCGGGCAGAACCUGAACGAUAACGAGUGGCACACGGUCCGAGUCAUGAGGAGAGGGAAGAGUCUGCAGCUGGCUGUGGAUGAGUUACAGCCUGUCGAGGGUGAGAUCCCGGGUGACCACACCCAGCUGGAGUUCCACAACGUCGAGACCGGGAUCAUCACGGAGAAGCGCCACCUCUCCACCGUGCCCUCCAACUUUAUCGGCCACCUCCAGAGCCUGGUGUUCAACGGCAUGGCCUACAUCGACCUGUGCAAGAACGGAGACAUCGACUACUGCGAGCUGAACGCCAUGAUCGGCUUCAAGAACAUCAUCGCCGACCCCGUGACCUUCAAGUCGCGCUCCAGCUACGUGUCGCUCAGCACGCUGCAGGCCUACUACUCCAUGCACCUGUUCUUCCAGUUUAAGACCACGUCCUCGGACGGCCUCAUCCUGUACAACAGCGGAGACGGCAACGACUUCAUCGUCGUGGAGCUCGUCAAGGGCUACCUGCACUACGUGGCAGACCUGGGCAACGGCGCUCACCUCAUUAAAGGAAACUCCAACAAACCUCUGAAUGAUAACCACUGGCACAACGUCAUGAUCUCCAGAGACAUCAACAACCUGCACACGGUCAAGAUUGACACCAAGGUCACCACACAGACCACCGUCGGAGCCAAAAACCUCGACCUGAAGGGAGAUCUGUACAUCGGGGGCGUGGCUAAAGACAUGUACAAGGAGCUGCCCAAACUGGUUCACGCCCAAGAGGGAUUUCAGGGCUGCCUGGCCUCCAUGGACCUGAAUGGCCGUCUACCAGACCUCAUCUCCGACGCUCUCACCUGCGUGGGGCAAAUCGAGAGGGGCUGUGAAGGCCCCAGCACCACGUGUCAGGAGGACUCCUGUGCUAAUCAGGGUGUGUGUCUGCAGCAGUGGGAAGGGUUCAGCUGCGACUGCAGCAUGACGUCGUUUGGAGGACAUCAGUGCAACGAUGCGGGAACGACGUACAUAUUCGGGCGUGAAGGAGGUAAGAUCACGUACACGUGGCCGCCCAACGACAGGCCGAGCACCAGAGCUGACAGACUGGCACUGGGCUUCAGCACUCAGCUUAAAGACGCCCUGCUCAUCAGAGUGGACAGCUCAACCGGACUGGGAGACUAUCUCAAACUGCACAUUGAAAAGGGCCAUGUGGCGGUGAUCUUCAACGUGGGCACGGACGACAUCAACAUCGAGGAGAAGUCCAAGUCCGUGAACGACGGCAAGUACCACGUGGUGAAGUUCACCAGGAGCGGGGGUAAUGCAACGCUGCAGGUGGAUGACCUGCCAGUCAUUGAGCGCUUCCCCACAGGCAACAUUGAUAACGAACGACUGGCGAUCGCUAGGCAGCGAAUCCCAUAUCGACUCGGUCGAGUAGUUGACGAAUGGCUACUCGACAAAGGUCGGCAGCUCACCAUUUUUAACAGCCAGACUACGAUCCAGAUCGGAGGCUGGGAGCGAGACAGGAGUCGCUCCUUCCAAGGACAGAUGUCAGGCCUCUAUUACAACGGGCUCAAAGUGUUCAACAUGGCCGUCGAGGGAAAUCCAAACGUUCGCGUCGAGGGCAGCGUGAGGCUGGUGGGCGAAGCGCCUUCCUCUUCGUCCUCGUCGUCGUCCUCUUCGUCUUCGUCCUCUAUCAGUCCUCAGUCCAACGCCUCGACCUCUAUCAUGGAGACCACCACGACCACCAGCAGCACCACCACGGCCUCCAGCCGCCGGGUCAAGCAGACCACGCCCAGAGACACGCAGCAGACGACGGAUGACCUGUUGGUGGCGUCCGCCGAGUGUCCGAGCGAUGACGAGGAUAUCGACCCGUGUGAGCCAAGCUCAGCGAGCCCAACAGGUCCGGGUCUGAAGGGAUACCCCGACCCGGUCGAGGUGGUCCGGGAGUCCAGCAGCACCACAGGUAUGGUGGUGGGCAUCGUGGCAGCAGCCGCUCUGUGCAUCCUCAUCCUCCUUUACGCCAUGUACAAAUAUCGCAACCGGGACGAGGGCUCGUAUCGCGUGGACGAGAGCCGCAAUUAUAUCAGCAACUCGGCGCAGUCCAAUGGCACCGUCCUCAAAGAGAAACCAGCCAACGUGGCCAAGAGCACCACCAAGACCAAGAAAAACAAGGACAAGGAGUACUAUGUUUGAUCGCUCUUUCACUGGACUCGCUCCAGAACCAGUUUUUUGAGGACUUUACAGACUUCUGGAUAUUUUUUGUUUUGUUUUGUUUUGUUGGGUCUUUUUUCUUGCGCUUUCUCUCUCUCUCUCUCUCUCUCUCUCUCUCUCUCUCGCUCUCUGAAAGAAUAAUACAAAACCAUAUCCUGUGUAUAAUAGCAAGAACUAGAGGGGGGCGGGAUUGAAAAGAACACUGCUUUGGAGAAGAAAAAAAAAACUGUCGUCUGUUUAUCUAAAACAUUGCAUUAGACUGCAGAUUGAAGGUUUUCUGUCGCGUCCGGAUGGCAGGAACAGGAGGACAGUGGCAGGCAGGACACUUCUGGCGUGGCUUCAGCUGGACACGAGGACAUCUGAGGAAAAACAUAGCUGAUUAAAUACCCAAUAAUUAACUGCAAAGCAGAUUAUCAAUACGAGACCCAUCUGCACCUCGGGAAGCCGGCCAACGAAACGUCGCGCUUACGCAUAAGAGAGACGGCGGCGUCCGUUAACGUGUCGGAUCUGCCGGGACGGGUUUUCCAAACGGAGAGCACUGGUCAAAUGGGCAAACACGACGCGUCCGUAUCUAAGCUUGUGAUUGUUCUUUGAACCAAGAGAGACCAGCAAAGACUCUCAUGAGCCUCCCAAAAUCUAACAAGGGAGCAAAGUGCUGAAAGCCUGCCGCAGCGAGGAAUCCAAAAGCAAUCUCGAAAGCAAUCUCAAGGCCUUACGUUCUCAGCUGGAGGAAAACUUAAGGCCAUAAAACAGCGGAAACAAAAAAAGAAAAAAGAAAAGAAAAGCGACCGUUCGAGAAACUCUUGAUGCACGCAACAGUAUCUUAUUACAUAUGUUUAUACACCCACAUCUAAAUGUGCUCUCUGGACUGUGACAGUGGUGUUUUAUAGCCUGUUGUAUAGACGCAAAAUUAUACCUGCUCCUCAAUCAUGGAUUUUGAUUUUUUUUUUUUUUGGUUUCAGUAAUAAAAAGUUCCAAAAAGGAGAAAAAAAAAAAAAGAAAAUGUAAAUGUUAGUAAAUGUUGCUAGAUAUAGAUUUGAUCACGAUGCAAGCGAAGGCUUAUUUGAGUUGCUUUCAUCAGUUUAUCUUUAAGGCUUUACCCAGACUUCAUGCUAAAUGCUAAAGCGACGUUACAGCCCUACAGUUUGUCUCGUUCGUGAAUGAGAAGACCAAACGAGUCCCGUAGUGACGAAUGGUGUCCCGUCAUCCUGGAAAACAUUUUCAAAAUCUGCACUCUAUCAAUAAUCCCUUCACCGUUUCAGCCUGUGUGUGAGUGUGUGUGUGUCUGUGUGUGUGUGUGUGAGUGUCCUGUCUUCCGGUCUUUACAUCCGUCCAUCUUUGUUCAGCUCGCCGGCUCAAUGGGACGAGCAAGACGGGAGGAAAGUCCAGACUACGAGCUAAACCUGCAUUAAGUGCGUUUCAGUUUGGUUUCUUUUUUAAUUCUACCAGUGCUAUUCUUUUUUCUACAGUAUUUUCUGUUCAAAUUGUGACGAUUCUUUAUUGACCUCAAAGUACAUGAUUUAUUAUAUAAAAAAAAAAUAGUUUUGAAAAAUUAAAUGAGCAAAUAAAAUAUUACCUAAGUGAACAAAA